Rosa chinensis is the source of this 2343-nucleotide messenger RNA. Its product is annotated as histone-lysine N-methyltransferase SUVR4. NCBI's taxonomy places the organism in Eukaryota, Viridiplantae, Streptophyta, Magnoliopsida, Rosales, Rosaceae. Bases 573 to 2120 code for a protein of 515 amino acids. The transcript has 10 exons. The record is from RefSeq and is a predicted model, not a curated record. Gene Ontology annotation, molecular function: histone methyltransferase activity; zinc ion binding; protein binding. Gene Ontology annotation, cellular component: nucleus.
UCAUGAGUGUGGCUGUGAUUUUUUUGUUUUCUUGGGAAUUUUAACUUGUUACCGUCAAAUACUAUAUGGGUUUUGACUUCUGUUUGUUUCCCUCUUGGUUACUGUGAAAAAAUGGGUUCUUUAUUAUGUUAUUUUUCUGGUCCAGAUUGUAAGUGCUCUGCGUUUUUGAUUUUGUAAUACGUCUGCCACUUUUGGUUUGGUUGGUGGGAAUGCUUGUAGCAGAGGAAGAGAAAACUUGGGCUCCUCUUCUCUCCUGCAUUUUCUGGGGAACCCAAAUGGAGCUUUUUGUUAAAGUUUUAAUGGGUAAUGCAUGUAAUAGUGAUUUUGUUAUGGAAUGGAAUAAAGGAGAGAACUUGGGAUGCCCAAUUUCUUUACAUAUUCUGGGGAAGCAAACAGAGAGCUGCUUCGGUAUACUAAUCAGAAACUCGUGGUGUUGGAUGAGCAGAAGGGACUAAACUUUCACCCCCUAAGCUUCAAAUCCAACAAAGUAGCACUUCAAUGCUCUGGAGCAAAAAGAGCAAGUGACCUUUGAAUUAGUAUUAAUCAAGUCUUCAUCAACUUCUGCACUGACCAUGGCUCCCAGUAAAACGCAGAUUGCUAAUGCUUUUAAAGCAUCAAAGGCCUUGGGAAUUAGUACUGAAGAAAUCAGACCUGUCCUCAGAGACUUGUACAAAUCUUUUCACAAGAAUUGGGAGCAUAUUGAAGCAGACAACUACAGGGUUCUAUUUGAUAGAUACUUCGAAAUGCAGGAGAAUAAGGGAGAAGUAGAAAAGAGAGAUGAAAGACCAGGUAAAGCAGUGCAUUUGGCUGAGGGAGACCAGGUUUCUAAAAGAACUGGAUCAAGUUUUGAACUGCCCCUCAAACAUUCCACUCACAGUGGAAAUGUCCAAUUUCCCCGUCAUGUGGCCUCUGGAAAUGGAAGAGUACACCCUGAAAGAGCAUCAGCAGUCUCGCUUACAAGUCACACAAACUACUUCAUGAAGCCAAAGAAUGAGGGAUCCACAAAUGACGCUAUAGUUUCUGCAGAACAGACCUCAAUGAGACGUCCAGGACCAAUGAACGGAGCUGCUAGAAUACAACGACCUAAGACAGACUCAAAUGGUGCAUCCAUUUCUCGUGAGGACAAGAAGUCAAUCAUUUAUAAAUCAGACAUAACCAAAUCAACUGAAAAAGUGCCAAUAUCCUUAGUAGAUGAUGUUGGGAUUGAGAGCUUGCCAAAGUUCAAUUACAUCCCACAAAACAUCAUAUACCAAAAUGCCAAUCUGAAUAUUUCACUGUCUCGCAUUGCGGAUGAGGAUUGCUGCCCAGAUUGUUUUGGAGAUUGUCUUUCAGCAGCAUUUCCUUGCGCAUGUGCUCGUGAAACUGGUGGGGAGUUUGUGUACACACCAGAAGGCCUACUGAAAGAAGAUUUUCUAAGUAACCGUAUGGCUCUGGUGAGGGAACCGGAUAAGCAACCUCAUGUUUAUUGUCAAGACUGUCCUAUUGAGAGGUCUAAGAAUGAAGACAUGCCUGAAAAAUGCAAAGGACACGUGGUCAGGAGGUUUAUCAAAGAAUGCUGGAGAAAAUGUGGAUGUGACAUGCAGUGUGGAAAUCGUGUUGUACAAAGGGGAAUUUCGUGCAAGUUGCAGGUGUUCUGGACUCCUCAAGGAAAAGGCUGGGGAGUUAGAACCUUAGAGGUCUUAGAGAAAGGAUCAUUUGUCUGUGAAUAUGUCGGGGAGAUAAUGACUAACACAGAGUUAUAUGAGCGGAAUAUGGAAAGCACUGGUAGUGAGAGACAUACAUACCCCGUGACACUAGAUGCAGAUUGGGGGUCAGAACAAAUUUUGAGGGAUGAGGAUGCCCUCUGUCUGGAUGCGACGCUUCACGGCAACGUUGCAAGGUUCAUCAAUCAUAGAUGCUUUGACGCAAACUUGGUUGAUAUCCCAGUUCAAGUGGAAACUCCUGACCGCCAUUAUUAUCAUCUUGCCUUCUUUACUACCAAGAAAGUGAAUGCCUUUGAAGAGUUGAAUUGGGAUUAUGGGAUUGAUUUUGAUGAUGAAGAUCAUCCUAUUGAGGCAUUUCAGUGCAGUUGUGGAAGUCCAUUCUGCCGAAACAUAAACAGAAAGGGAAAACGGCGGUGACUGUUGGAUGACCGAUGACAACUCGUUGCAGAGUACUUCCUUUAGUUGGCUUUAUGUUUGUUGUUAAUUUUGGAAGUACAUUAGUGGCUUGUGCUACCUUUGUUGCUGAACUACAGAAUUGUUUGGCCAAGAAUUAGAAUGCUAGAGAAAAUUAGAGAUAUUUUGUUGACUUGUACAUGGGUACUAUUCUUUGAGUUUUACAAUCCUUCAAAUUUCAGUGUCA